Messenger RNA from Fusarium graminearum PH-1, 2328 nucleotides. Its product is annotated as chitin synthase D. NCBI's taxonomy places the organism in Eukaryota, Fungi, Ascomycota, Sordariomycetes, Hypocreales, Nectriaceae. Bases 1 to 2328 code for a protein of 775 amino acids. Gene Ontology annotation, molecular function: chitin synthase activity. The transcript has 2 exons. Gene Ontology annotation, cellular component: cell periphery; cell septum. The record is from RefSeq and is a predicted model, not a curated record.
AUGCACAAAAACUCAUUGCUUGGACAGAUUAUUUACACCAGCAUAAUGAGUGCAGUUCUUCUGAUGGCGUGCCUCGAGUGGUUCUUAUGGCUCGCAGCUUUUCUAUACUGUCUUGUCAAGGUCUUUCAAAAGUCGGAACACUGGUCCAUCAAUGUCUUAUGCAUCAUUGUCGGCACCGCCUUUGUGCUCCUGCGAGUGAUAUUUCUUCCCAUCAUGGUGGUCACAUUACCCCUUCCCGAUGCUAUUGCGAAACUAUGGCCAGAAGAGAUGGUAUCAUUCCUGCAGUGGUUUGCCUUCUGGGCCUUUGCCAUUCUGUUGACAGUGCCAUGGCUGUUUUGCAUCUAUCAGGUAGUGACAAACCAACUUGGGCGAACGAAACGAAUGAAACAGGUUCUAGACGACGUCACUGCACCCAAGGUUGUCAUCGUGAUGCCUUGCUACCGUGAAGAACCCGAAGUCCUCAUAAAAGCUAUCAACUCAGUUGUCGACUGCGAUUAUCCACCAUCAUGCAUUCACGUUUUCCUAUCAUUCGACGGAGAAGAAGAAGACAACCUAUAUCUCAACACGAUCAGCCAAUUGGGUGUGUUGUUGAAAACGGAGUCACAUCCCAGAAGUAUCGACGUUAAGUACCGAUCUGCACGAGUGACAAUCUCGCGUUUCCCACACGGAGGAAAGAGACACUGUCAAAAGGUGACCUUCAAGCUCAUUGACCGGGUAUACGAGGAAUAUCUCAAGAGAAACGACAAUCUGUUCAUCCUAUUUAUCGACUCGGACUGUAUACUGGACAAAGUGUGUCUGCAAAACUUUGUCUAUGAUAUGGAGCUCAGUCCUGGCAAUACAGGAGAGAUGCUGGCUAUGACAGGCGUCAUCACCUCGACGACAAAGAAACACAGUAUCAUCACUCUACUACAGGACAUGGAGUACAUACACGGACAGCUAUUUGAGCGAACAGUUGAGUCUGGCUGUGGCUCCGUCACAUGUCUGCCAGGGGCUUUGACCAUGCUGCGCUUCUCGGCUUUCCGAAGAAUGGCCAAAUACUACUUCGUGGACAAGGCAGAGCAAUGUGAAGACCUUUUUGACUUUGCCAAGUGUCAUCUUGGAGAAGACCGCUGGUUGACGCAUCUAUUCAUGAUUGGUGCCAAGAAACGGCACCAGAUCCAGAUGUGCACGUCGGCAUUCUGCAAGACGGAGGCUGUACAGUCAACUCGGUCUCUGGUUAAGCAGCGGCGCCGAUGGUUUCUCGGCUUCAUAACGAACGAAGUGUGUAUGCUAACUGAUUGGCGCUUAUGGAAACGAUAUCCUAUACUUAUCCUGGUUCGGUUUAUGCAAAACACCAUACGUACAACAGCCCUCCUAUUUUUCGUCAUGGUCUUGGCCAUCAUGACCACGGUCAAGAAAGUGGAUGACCUUCCUGUGGGAUUCAUCGCUAUAUCUCUUGGGCUCAACUGGAUGUUGAUGCUCUAUUUUGGGGCAAAGCUGCGGCGAUUCAAGAUCUGGCUGUACCCGCUCAUGUUCAUUCUCAACCCGUUUUACAACUGGUACUAUAUGGUAUAUGGGAUUUUUACGGCAGGGCAGAGAACAUGGGGUGGACCGCGAGCCGACGCUGCGGCAGCUGACAGUCAUACAACAGCGAGAGAAGCGGCAGAACAAGCCGAGAAACAAGGAGACGAACUGAACGUGGUCCCUGAGACUUUCAAAGCGGCACAUGAAGCGCGCAGGGCUGCAUCGAAUCGCGAAUCGACUACGACAAGCGAACUUGGCCGCACUAAAAGCGUGAUACGCCCGCCUGGCAAGAUCGACGGAAAGUUCUCGGCACGUCAAAAGACUGCAUCGGGAAUGUACGCUCAUCCAGAUGAGAUGGACAUAAGCGCCAACGAUGUUGAAAAGGGACGGAGGGGAACUAGAGGUUUCUUUGCGGAUCGAGAUUCGUUGGAUAGUAUCUCGUCAGCUCAGAAUAUCGACCUGGGAGUAAGUACACCACGAAGAAUGAAGCUUCUCAUGAAUGAAGAAGAUCUUCGAAAGUAUCAACUUGGGCAACAAAUUCAGAACCGAAAUUCUGGAAUUGACGAUGCAGAGGGUAUUUACCGUCAGCCAAUCCGAACUCCGUCAGCCUUCCCUCAUGCACAUUCAGCGAGCGCAAAUGACAUCCCUUUGCAUGAUUUGGGAGCCAAUGAUACUGCCGCACAAGGUAGUCGCAGCGAAGAUAUCCAGCGAUUUUCAGAAGGUAGAGGUAUUGGCACAAGAGCAGACAAUGGACGAUCGAGAAACGUAGGGAACUCGUCAUUUGCUAGUCGUAUGGCUAAAAGGACACCAAAGACGAGUCGUUAA